AAGUCGAGAUGUCUGGGUAGGGUCUAGUGAACACGUCACACGGUGCAAAAAAAUGGCGAUCAAUAUGGAGGGGCUACAGCGAUUUCUCGCCAUGUUUUUGGCUUUAUUACUGGUUGUCUGCGUGACACUGGCUUCAGACAGUAAAACCAAAGAUAAGACAAGACUGCUUGUUGUUACCGUAGCAACAAAUGAGACCGACGGUUUCAACAGAUAUAUGAGGUCGGCCAAGAAGUAUGGCUACGACGUGAAGGUCGUGGGCAUGCACCAGCCUUGGAAGGGCGGAGAUGUCUUGAACGCACCGGGAGGCGGGCAGAAGAUCAACCUCCUCAAGGAGGCUCUGAAGGAGUACAAGGAUGAAAAGAACCUUAUCAUUAUGUUCACAGACAGUUAUGAUGUCAUUUUUACCAUGGGACAGGACGAUGUUCUUCUCCACUUUAAAGGGAUGGAGAAAAAUCUGGUCUUUUCGGCUGAGCCCUUCAUCUGGCCGGACGAAUCUCUCGCGCCUGACUACCCUCAAGUUGAGGCAGGCUACCCCUUCCUGUGCUCAGGGAUGUACAUCGGUUACGCACCGUACAUCUGGAAGGCCCUCACAUGGCGAGAUAUCACCGACGAUGGGGACGACCAACUCUUCUUCACCUAUCUUUAUUUGAAUCAAGUCAAACGAAAAAAUUGGCGAAUUGGGCUCGAUAAUAAAGCAGUUCUCUUCCAGAAUAUGAACGGGGCCCACGGUGAUAUUUCGAUACGUUUCCAAAACAACAACAGUGUAAUUUUCAACAACAAGUAUGAAACAAACCCGGCAGUUCUACAUGGAAACGGCAGAUCUAAGACCAUGUUGAAUAACUUUGGCAACUAUUUAGCCUACCAUUGGACGCCUGAAGAGGGCUGCGUGGCCUGUGAAGAAGAUACCUUCAGUCUGGCCAAUGUCACGGAAGAUGACUUUCCACCAGUUCUGGUGGCGCUGUUUAUUGAAGUGCCCACGCCAUUCCUGGACGAUUUCUUUGACCAAGUUGAAGCGUUGGACUACCCCAAGAAGAAAAUUGAUCUGUUCCUUCAUAACCAACCUAAACACCGUUUGAACAGAGUGGCUAGGUUUGUCAAGAAAGCCAAGGAGAUGUACCGGUCGGUCAAGCUCUACUCCCCAGCCAAGAACUUGACAGAAGAACAAGGCAGGAACAAGGGCCUUCAGCACUGCAAUGAUCUGAAGUGUGACUACUAUUUCAGCUGGGAUGCCGACGUGCGACUGACCAACCCCAAAACACUCCAGCUUCUCAUUGAACAAAACAGAUCAGUCAUAGCACCUAUUGCCCGCAAGGAAGGCAAACUGUGGAGUAACUUCUGGGGCGACGUCAACCGGGAUGGGUUCUACUCCAGAUCCGAGGACUACGUAGACAUCAUCAAAGAUUAUAAAAUCGGGUUGUGGAAUGUAGCCUUCAUCUCCAGCGUGUACCUGAUCCACGGCAGCAAGAUCCACGCUCCACACACGCCAACCUUUGAGAUAGACGACAUGGAUCCGGACAUGGCGCUCUGUAAACAGCUGCGAGACAAGGGUGUGUUCAUGUAUGCCACCAACAUGCACUACUUUGGUUAUCUGGUAGUGACGGAGUACUGUGAAACAGAGCAUCUCCACAAUGACUUGUGGGAAAUCGGAAGCAAUCGCAAGGAUUGGGAGCGUCAUUUCAUCCAUCCCGAUUACUACAAAGCAGCUGAACCGGGAGUAGAGGUCAAACAGGCUUGUCCGGACGUCUACACCUUCCCGAUUUUCACCGAGGAGUUUACCACAAAGUUGAUUGAAGAAAUGGAGUUCUUCGGCCAGUGGUCCAGCGGUACAAAUGAAGACCAGAGGUUAGCGGGCGGCUAUGAGAACGUCCCCACGCGAGACAUCCACAUGCGACAGGUGGACUACGAGCGACAUUUCCUGUACUUCCUGCGAGAGUUUAUCAAACCGGUCUGCGAAAAGGUCUACCCCGGCUACGACUCCCGGGCUCAUGCCAUCAUGAACUUUGUCGUGCGUUACCGACCGGACGAACAGCCGGCGUUGCGACCCCACCACGACUCCUCCACCUAUACUAUCAACGUCGCCCUCAACACUCACGGAUUGGAUUACGAGGGCGGUGGAGCCCGUUUCAUCCGGUACAAUUGCAGCGUUGUGGGUUUGGAAAAAGGCCACCUACUAAUGCACCCUGGGCGACUAACCCACUACCAUGAGGGGCUCCGAACCACCAAAGGAACACGCUACAUCCUGGUCUCCUUCAUUGACCCCUGAAGAGGGUGCGACCUCGUGACCCUUGCCCCCUGAAAUGUUUUUGGACUUCCAAUUGGUGCUAUUCGAGGUAUUUUUAAAAAAUAGUUGUAGUAUUUUGUUGGUUGCAUAGAUUCUUUCUGUGCAUUUUUUGUGUGUUAUUUUCAUUAUUUGUAUUACCUUACGUCAAUUGCCAAAAAUAAAUAUAUGCCAUAAAUUGGACGACACACUAAAAGCUUAACUGGCAAAUGAUAUUUGUUAAACUUACAUUAUGGCUGAAUCAUGCUGAUAACUUUAAAAUGUUGUUCAUUUUUCACUAAAUUU
Messenger RNA from Patiria miniata (bat star), 2563 nucleotides. Its product is annotated as procollagen-lysine,2-oxoglutarate 5-dioxygenase 1-like. Gene Ontology annotation, molecular function: procollagen-lysine 5-dioxygenase activity; L-ascorbic acid binding; iron ion binding. Bases 53 to 2263 code for a protein of 736 amino acids. The record is from RefSeq and is a predicted model, not a curated record. Gene Ontology annotation, cellular component: endoplasmic reticulum. NCBI's taxonomy places the organism in Eukaryota, Metazoa, Echinodermata, Asteroidea, Valvatida, Asterinidae. The transcript is spliced from 19 exons. Gene Ontology annotation, biological process: peptidyl-lysine hydroxylation.